UUUCAGCUUCAGUCGAUUCUUUGGUCAUCAUCCAUGAGCUCUGACAUUACCACUACUGAAUCAAAGCAGCAGCAGCAGAUCGCGUCUGAGGCUCAGCUCGGCGCCAAGUGGGACCGCUGCUUCACCAACAUGCUCGUGCACACUGGCGUUGGCGCGGGCGUCGGCAUCGUCCUCUCGCUGAUCUUCUUCAAGCGUCGUAUGGCGCCAGUCUACCUGAGCACCGGAUUUGCGAUUGGAACCGCUUACCAGCAAUGCCAGGACGACUUUGCAAGCGCUCGGGCAACAGGCAAAGUGGUGCGCAUUUCUGAAGCUGCGUUGCAACAGUUUGUGCAGCAGCAAGAGAAGCAGCAGAAGCAGCAAUGACCUGUUUUGUCAAUAUUUGGCCCCGAAAGCUGGAAUCGAACGAAGCCUUGUUUUCGCAAGGUGUAUCGCCAAAGCGCGUCUUGAACAACGAAGGGGAUGCAUGCAAUGUGCGACUGUCCAUGUUCAUGCGGUGAUCACACUCGAACUGCAGCUCCUUUGUUCAACAAUUUGUACAAUGUGUUUUUUUUUUUUCCUGUUUUUGUCCCCCGUUCACAAUGUGCACAAGGUGUGCCUUCAUCUCGCAACACCAAGCACAAAUACCAAACAUCAACUCUGCUCCAGGCUCAUGUCGAUGGGAGUGAUCAUAUUGCUGCAACAAUCAAAACAAAAACUACCAAUUUC
This is a messenger RNA of Capsaspora owczarzaki ATCC 30864, 705 nucleotides long. RefSeq lists its product as hypothetical. Bases 34 to 363 code for a protein of 109 amino acids. NCBI's taxonomy places the organism in Eukaryota, Filasterea, Ministeriida, Capsasporidae. The transcript is spliced from 3 exons. The record is from RefSeq and is a predicted model, not a curated record. Gene Ontology annotation, cellular component: mitochondrion; mitochondrial inner membrane; MICOS complex.